CUCCCCCGGCCCCCGCCCCUCCCGGUCCCGGGGGCCCGGCGCGCGGCCCUGCUGACGUCAGCGGGCGGCUUGCGGUGCGGGGUGCGCAGAGCCGCUGGCGCACUCGCGCGCUGCGCUCGCCCCCUUCCCCCGCCCAGGCUGUGGCGCGCGCGCUCGCUGGCUCUCCCUUCAUUUUUUUCUCCCCUCCUUUCCAGCCUCUCUCUCUCUCUCUCCCUCUCGAGCUCCCGCUGCCCGCGGCUCCCUCGCGCUCUCCCUCUCUCUCCGGUAGCCUCCACCGAACGAUGCGAGCUUUGGGAGACAGCGACGCCGCCUCCCGUUAGAGACCUGCCCCCCCCCCCGGCCCGGCCCCCUGCCCAGCCCUGCCCUGCGCGCGGGGGUCGGCGAAGGCGCCGCGGACGCACCGUCGGCUGAGGACCCGCGAUGCACAUGCACUAGCAGCACCCCCUCACUCACUCCCUCCACACCCCGCGCCGCCGCCGCCUCCUCCUCCGGCAGCAGCGGCAGAAGGACCCACCCUGCCCCCCACCCCACCCUCCGCCGGCUCCGGCUGCAGCUUCUGCCUCAACUAUUAUUUUAUUUAUUUGGGGUCGUGCACAAGCCUCAGUGCCUGCAGCCCGCACCUCCUUGGACCGCGGGCGCCUCCUCCCUCGGCCCCGGAGUCCCAGACCCCGGCCACCUUCGCCUCGACACCCUAGAGCCCGCCAGCUGCCGCGAGCCUCCGCGCUGGAAUCUUGUUAGCGGCUGUCUUUUUGGGGGGUUCUGGUUUCCCGACAUUUUUGUUUUCGGCCAAGGGAAGGAUAUCGUGGUUUUUUUCCCCCUUUUGAGCCCAGGCUCUGCUCUCUGGGGGGGUGGGGGGCGCGCCGAGCCGGGGAGCCGUGCCAGCCGAGUCGUGCGGGCUGUGGCAGGGAAGGGGCCACCAUGGGAUGUACUCUGAGCGCAGAGGAGAGAGCCGCCCUCGAGCGGAGCAAGGCGAUUGAGAAAAACCUCAAAGAGGAUGGCAUCAGCGCCGCCAAAGACGUGAAAUUACUCCUGCUGGGGGCUGGAGAAUCAGGAAAAAGCACCAUUGUGAAGCAGAUGAAGAUCAUCCACGAAGAUGGCUUCUCUGGAGAAGACGUGAAACAGUAUAAGCCUGUUGUCUACAGCAACACCAUCCAGUCACUGGCAGCCAUCGUCCGGGCCAUGGACACUCUGGGCAUCGAAUAUGGUGACAAGGAGAGAAAGGCUGACGCCAAGAUGGUGUGUGACGUGGUAAGUCGGAUGGAAGACACCGAGCCCUUCUCUGCAGAACUGCUUUCCGCCAUGAUGCGGCUCUGGGGUGACUCAGGAAUCCAGGAAUGCUUCAACAGGUCUCGGGAGUAUCAGCUCAACGAUUCUGCCAAAUACUACCUGGACAGCCUGGAUCGGAUCGGGGCCGCCGACUACCAGCCCACCGAGCAGGAUAUCCUCCGAACCAGGGUCAAAACCACUGGCAUCGUAGAAACCCACUUCACAUUCAAGAACCUCCACUUCAGGCUGUUCGACGUCGGGGGCCAGCGAUCUGAACGCAAGAAGUGGAUCCACUGCUUCGAGGACGUCACAGCCAUUAUCUUCUGCGUCGCGCUCAGCGGCUACGACCAGGUGCUCCAUGAAGACGAGACCACGAACCGCAUGCACGAGUCCCUGAAGCUUUUCGACAGCAUCUGCAACAACAAAUGGUUCACAGACACGUCCGUCAUCCUGUUCCUUAACAAGAAGGACAUAUUUGAAGAGAAGAUCAAGAAGUCCCCGCUCACCAUCUGCUUCCCCGAAUACACAGGCCCCAGUGCCUUCACGGAAGCCGUGGCUUACAUCCAGGCCCAGUACGAGAGCAAGAACAAGUCCGCUCACAAGGAGAUCUACACCCACGUGACCUGCGCCACCGACACCAACAACAUCCAGUUUGUCUUUGACGCCGUGACGGACGUCAUCAUCGCCAAAAACCUGCGAGGCUGCGGCCUCUACUGAGCCCCUGCCUCACCCCCCAGCUGCCUGCCUCCCCAUCUGGCCUGCUGCCCCACCCCUGCCCCGGAACCAGAGCCCUGCGGCUGCGCAGCCACUCUCCGCACUUGACACAGCAGCUCCCGGCUGGCGCCCGGGAGGGAGGAGAGCACAGCCUCCACGGGCCGCCCCUUCCCCAGACAUCGGAGCGUGUGGUAGCCCGGGGGCCGGGCACGGGGGCUGAGUGCUCCUGGGCCUCCGCUUCAUCUCUGAGGGUUUUGUCCUGGCGAGGGGGUGGGUUGGCCGCCGUUUGGUCCAGAACGGGCACGCUCCUGUGUGGGGGUGUCUCAGGGGGGCACCGUGUUGGCCGGGGUGAGGCCAGCGGGAGCCACUGCUCAGCUUCUGGGGUCUGUCUGGUCGGGGCAGCUCCGUCACCAAAAGCCAGGGUGGGACCAGCGCAAGUGUGUGUGGGUCCCAGGGCUCGACCUUGGCCAGUGCCUCCCCCCUGCUUCUGCCUGGAUCUCAGCCCCAGGCACAGCCCUUUCUAAUCCAGGCCAUCCUUCCUUGCACACCCUUGGA
Lutra lutra (Eurasian river otter) is the source of this 2535-nucleotide messenger RNA. Its product is annotated as guanine nucleotide-binding protein G(o) subunit alpha. Gene Ontology annotation, biological process: adenylate cyclase-modulating G protein-coupled receptor signaling pathway; G protein-coupled dopamine receptor signaling pathway. Gene Ontology annotation, cellular component: heterotrimeric G-protein complex. The coding region runs from base 919 to 1983 and encodes 354 amino acids. The transcript is spliced from 8 exons. Gene Ontology annotation, molecular function: GTPase activity; GTP binding; G-protein beta/gamma-subunit complex binding. The record is from RefSeq and is a predicted model, not a curated record. Lineage: Eukaryota; Metazoa; Chordata; Mammalia; Carnivora; Mustelidae.